AAAUCGAUCCUUUUUGCUUUGCUUGUGCCGUGUCGGUGUGUCUGUCUGUCAUUUUAACCUUCAUCUUCAUACAACACAAGAAACAAGAAGUGAACAUGAAAAAUGUUGUGCUUAAUUUAUUUUUGAAACAUUAUUUUUAUAUUCAAAAUUAAUUCGAGUGAAAUAUUCUUAUUGUUAAAAAAAAAGAUUGAAGCACAAUUAAUGCAUUACCAUGUAGUAGAUUUUCUUUGAGUUGGAAAACAAAAUCUGCACUUCAACUUCUCAAAAUUUAUUUCUCGCAUUUCAAAAGACUGCUCUUGUCAGAGCAUAUUUGGAAGACGGGACAAGAACGUGGGGGAGUUCUCUAUCCUGCAAGAUGACUCCUUUUGAUGAUUUUGCUUAUUUGAUAAAUCAUGUUCUCUUGGGAGAAGAGCCGACCAUCGAAGAUUUUAUUCUUCUGGUUGGAACUCUGGUGGCGUUCGUAGCUUUUAUACUUUGGUGCUGUUUUCCAAUUCAACCAAAGGACAACAGCAACCAUAGACAAUUUUCAUGUAAAUCGACUCAGCAUUCAAUUGCUUCUGCUCAGCUGCACAAUAAUUACAGUAAGAACUCUACAGCUCAUAAUAACUAUAACUUACAAAACGGUCAUGCAUACCAUUGUUGUACUUAGCUAUUAAGUCUUUAUUAUCAACUUCUUUUUGCUACCAUAUUUGCAAAAAAAAACAAAAUUUUUCUAAGUACUCUAUUUUAUUUAUCUAAAAUCUUGAACUCACUUAAACCAAAGCAAUUUUAAAAGUUUGUUUUAUAAUAGACAAACAACAAUUUAUUAUUAAUUAUUAUAUCUUCAUAUAUAGAUAUACACAUUAUUCAUAAUUAUUAUGUUUAGCUUAUUUUAAAUAAAGCGAACAAAUAUAAACAACAAAUCGUAUUAAUUUGCAGACUGAUAAUAACUGAUAAUAUUUAUUAAAAAAAAUAUACUUAUGUAUUAUUAACAAUUAUAUUAAUAAAUUAAUUAGAACAACAUAAUAUUUAAUAAUUUGUUGCUCAUUUUUUAUACAUCAAUUUAAUUGCAAAUGGUAAGGGCAUUCAAAUGCAAAAUGUAAAAUAUUCUGACUAAAUGCAAAACAAGUAUACAGGCACAAACCGUUUAAGAAAAUAACUCUAAUUAAAAAUUAUGAGUAAAGGAAACAUACAUAUAUACCAUUAUAUAUAUGUUGUACAUAUUAAUAUUUUUGUACUUAGUAGUGAAUAAUUGAAUACAAUGUACAUAUGUAUUGAAUUAUGUAAUAAUGAAUUAUUAUAAAAAUAUAUAAACAAAUAAAAUAUAGCAUUAACAGGGAGAUGACAACGUGACAAGUAAACAAAUUAAUUAUACAUACGUAUUUCGAAAUAAUAAUUGCAUUAAUCUAAUAUACAAAAAAAAUUACUCAUUAUGCUAUUUUGCAAUAAAUUAAAACACUUUUCCAAUAUUCUUAAUAAUAAUAAAAAAAAAACACUCAAAAACACCUUACCUACCGUCAGAACAAGCAAUAAUUCGAUCGUUUACGAACAUUUUACUAAGGAUACAAAAUAAUCUUGUUUUUUUUAUUCUUAUUAAUAUAUAAAACAAAAAUAAAAUGUAAUUCAAUUUAAACAGUUUUCUAAAAUUAUAUAACACAAAAGUCCGAUGUUUUAUUUUUUAAUCCUUAAAAAAAAAAAUGAAUGCUUGACAAUGUUUAUUCCAGCUUUACAUUUUUGAAUGCAUGUAUUUAUUUAGCUUUAAGGA
Episyrphus balteatus (marmalade hoverfly) is the source of this 1744-nucleotide messenger RNA. RefSeq lists its product as uncharacterized. Lineage: Eukaryota; Metazoa; Arthropoda; Insecta; Diptera; Syrphidae. The coding region runs from base 356 to 649 and encodes 97 amino acids. The transcript is spliced from 3 exons. The record is from RefSeq and is a predicted model, not a curated record.